CGGCGCUCCGCCGCACCCUCCUCGUUCGCUUCCCGUCGGGGUCGUGGGGCCGGGGGGCAGGGCGCUAGCGGUUGAGUGUGAGAUGCCAAGGAGACAUCUGCCCUGAGACGUCCAGGAGGCAUUUGAGAGGGUAGCCCGGUGCCUUCAUAAUGUUUGGGGACCUGUUUGAAGAGGACUUUCCCUACAUCCCAGAGAAUCACCUCGAGAAAGGAAGGAAAUCCAAGUGCACGGAGCCUGAGCCGCCACCCCCCCGGGGCAUCACCAACCUGAGUGGCAUCCAGAACCAGGGCGGGACUUGCUACCUCAACUCGCUGCUGCAGACUCUCCAUUUCACCCCAGAAUUCCGAGAAGCUUUGUUUGCUCUGGACCCAGAAGAGCUCGGAUCCUUAGAGGACAAGGAUGACCCCGAUGCGAAGGUGCGGGUCAUCCCUUUGCAGUUACAACGGUUGUUUGCCCAGCUCCUUCUCUCAGACCAGCAGGCGGUGUCCACCACUGACCUCACCAACAGCUUUGGCUGGAACAACAGCGAGGAGAUGAGGCAGCAUGAUGUCCAGGAACUGAACCGAAUUCUCUUCAGUGCGCUGGAGAGCUCCCUGGUGGGCACCUCUGGCCACGACCUCAUUAACCGCCUCUACCACGGCACCAUCGUGAACCACAUCAUGUGCAAGGAGUGUGAGAACGUCAGUGAGCGGCAGGAGGACUUCUUGGACUUGACGGUUGCCGUCAAAAACCUGUCUGGCCUCGAGGAAGCUCUUUGGAGCGCAUACGUGGACGAGGAAUUCUUCGAUGCAGAGAACCUGUAUCACUGUGGAACGUGCAACAGGCUCGUCAGUGCCACCAAGUCAGCCCGGCUGCGGAAGCUGCCUCCUUUUCUGACAAUUUCGUUGCUGAGAUUUAAUUUUGAUUUUGCCAAGUGUGAGCGCUACAAGGAGACGGGCUGCUACACGUUCCCUCUGCGGAUGGACCUGAAGCCCUUCUGUGAGCAGACUGAGUUGGAUGACUCAGAGUAUGUGUAUGACCUCUUCUCUGUUAUUAUACACAAAGGCGGCUGCUAUGGAGGACAUUACCACGUGUAUAUUAAAGAUGUUGACCAGUUGGGAAACUGGCAGUUUGAGGAAGACGAGUCUGAGUCAGUUGCAAAGGCCGAGAGUUUGAAGGACCUUCCGCGUGUACAAGAAACCGACAAUCCAUUGACGGUCCUCAAAAAUAUCUUGUCACAGGAGGAAAAUAAGCUGAUUCCUGUGGACCAGCUGGGUCAGAAGCUCUUGGCCAGCAUAGAAAUAUCCUGGAACAAGAAGUAUCGGAAGCAGCAUGGGUCCCUGCUGAAGUUUUUGCACGCCCAUUCUGAUGUGUUUCUCCUCAGCUCCAAUCCCAGCAAGGUCUGUCUAAGGAGGGAUGUCAGCCCUCCACAGCUGCCCUUGACUGAGCAUAAACAGCCUGGCCCUGAUGCCCCUUCUCACGGCGAGGGCCUCGUGGCUUCUGGAGCAGAGCCUGCUGGGGAUCUGUGGCCGGAGGUCAGCGCUGAAGGCCCUCAUUGGUUUGACAUAAAUGAUUCUCAAGUGGAACCCAUCCGGGAAGCGGACAUUGAGAAGCAAUUCCAGGGAAAAGAGAGUGCCUACAUGUUGUUUUACCGAAAGAUGCAGCUGCAGAGGCCUCCAGAAGCUCAGUCCAACCCACAGUACAAGGUUCCAGGUCACCUGCUGAGGGAGGUGCAUGAGGCCAACAGGGAGCUGCAGAAGAGGAGGACAGACUAUGACUCAGUGGUCAACACCCUCGACCUGCAUCUCCACCUGGGCCCUUGCUAUGAGUUUUAUGAUGGCGCCCUGCACCCUUCUUCUUCCGUAACAGAAGAUUGCAUGUUGGACUUGACCAUUGAUAAACGGAAAACUGUAGGUGAUCUUCGGCAGUCGGUAUUUCAGCUCCUGGAAUUCUGGGAAGGGGAUCUGGUGCUCAGCCUUGCCAAGCUCGUGCCUGCGGGACUCCAUGUUUGCCAAGCCCUCGAAGGAGAUGGACUGACAUUGCAUGAAAUUGAAAUGACCGAUGGGGAAGACAUCUUUGUGUGGAAUGGGAUGGAGGUUGGUGGGGUCAAGAUUCCAGUCGGUGAGGACGCUCUUCCCAUCCUUUUGAAUAUCCUUCAGCUGACAAAUAGCAGUGAUGGAGAAAACGGGCAGCCAUUUGAAGAACUCCACCAUGUGUUUCCCUCAAAUGCUGAAGUUGGCUCCAUAUUCACGGCCUUAGCAUCCCCUGUUGGCAUCCUCCUGGUGAACAUUACAGGCUCUCGCAUUCUCGAGUUAGAGAACUGGACAGUCAUUCCCAGGGAGAACUUUGGAAAGACAUUCAGAGAGCAAGGCCUUCAAGACGGCAGCUGCGUGUGGAUAUUAAGCUCCAGCAGCUAUGACCAAAGCUUGAUGCUGACCGGAAGCAGAUGGGCGAGCCCUCUGAGCAACUUCAACUGGAUGCACGUUAAGAAUCUGUGUCAAGCAGAUUCCGAGGAGGAGCACGUGAAAGUUUCGGCGACUACUGAAACAAUGCUGUUGGACAUUCGAAUCAAAGCUGUCAAGGAGCUGGGGUUGCAGGAGGAACUGGUUAAUAACAGCUGCCUGAGGCUGAUCGAUCGAAAUGGGCAGCUGCUUUCUCCAGUGCCAGAACAUUACACUGUGGCCGAAGCAGAGAUGGAGAUGGGCAGUUUGCUGGGACUGUGUCGUGGCAAAGCUCCGACCUCCUCCCAGCUCUUCCUGUUUUUCAUCGUGGGCAGUGACUUCGAGUCCAGCCUGACGAUGGAGAUCAUCGUGGAGUCGACGAUCUCUGUGAGCGAAUGUUUGAAGAAGAUGCUGGAGAAAGCUGGUCUGCAAGGUGACGCGUGGCAUUUGCGCAAAAUGGAUUGGUGCUUUGAAGCUGGAGAACCUUUAAAUGAGGAAAAUGCUUCCCUGAGCGAGCUGAUGAUCAGCAGCGGGGAUACUCUGGUCUUAUCUGAAGGGAAGCUUCCACCCAAGGGUUUCCUCAAAGUGCCUGUCUGGUGGUACCAUCCAUCAGCACCCGCUGGAUGGCAGGAGAACCCUGAGGACCACAUUAGCCACAUCACCCACCAAGUGGAGGCUUUGAGAACCACCCCUGAAGGAGGCGAUCCGCACAGAGAUGUUCCAGACAUCGUCCAGCCCGAAAUGCCCUUUACUUUUGCGGGGGACGUGGAAAUCUCCGAAGAGGCUUCCGUGGCGGAUCUCAAGAGUCAGGUCAUGAGCUUGCCGUCUUUCCUGGACUUUGGUUUCCCGUCUGCUGACUUUCUCAGAGCCUGGACCAUGGAGAGUAAGCGUCCAGGCAGGCUUUUACGGAACAACCAGCAACAACUCAAGGAGUAUAAAGUAGGAGGGAGAACUCAGAUAUGCAUAGAGCCUCUUCAGGAACGAGAGACCUUGGGCCCCAAGGACAUGCUGCUACGGACCCAGAUGGGCAUCCCUGGGGAGCGGGCCUACUACCCCACCGUGGACUUUGUGUGGGACAUCCUGAAGGAGUGCACGGCUGUGUCCCUGCGGCAGGGUGUGGCUGCCCACUACUGCCUCCCUGUGGACGGCAUUGAGAUCGCCAAGUACUUUCCUGAGAAGUUUGAGUGGAUGCCCAUCUCUAGUUGGGACCUGCAGGUUUCCAAGAGGAAAAAGAAGAAGAAGCAGGAGAAUUUGCAGAUGGCGCCUUAUUACCUGAAAGAUGGAGAUAUUAUUGGUGUGAAGAACCUCUUGGUGGAUGGCAAUAGAGACUUCAGUACCCUGAGAGAUGAUGUUGGCAGAGAGAAUCAGACCAAGCUGUUUGGGGGAAAGAGGAGAAGGCGCCAAGCUGUCCAGCUGCAGAGAAGUGGAACUGAGGUAGAAACACACGUGCCUGAGAAGCCACACAGACCAGAAACGGGGCUUUCCAUCAACGUGGGCGUUUUUAGAUAGCACCGGAUUGGGGCUUUGCGAGAGGCCAGCUGUGACCCACCCACCGACUGAGUCCCGCGAUUCGGUGUUUGGUUCGA
Messenger RNA from Vombatus ursinus (common wombat), 4006 nucleotides. RefSeq names its product ubiquitin carboxyl-terminal hydrolase 40-like. NCBI's taxonomy places the organism in Eukaryota, Metazoa, Chordata, Mammalia, Diprotodontia, Vombatidae. Gene Ontology annotation, molecular function: cysteine-type deubiquitinase activity; cysteine-type endopeptidase activity. Gene Ontology annotation, biological process: protein deubiquitination. The record is from RefSeq and is a predicted model, not a curated record. Gene Ontology annotation, cellular component: nucleus; cytosol. The coding region runs from base 150 to 3929 and encodes 1259 amino acids. The transcript has 33 exons.